Molecule: messenger RNA, 1945 nt
Organism: Cyprinus carpio (common carp)
Lineage: Eukaryota; Metazoa; Chordata; Actinopteri; Cypriniformes; Cyprinidae
Product: vesicular inhibitory amino acid transporter
Exons: 5
Coding region: 1-1569 (522 amino acids)
Biological process (GO): amino acid transmembrane transport
Cellular component (GO): vacuolar membrane
Molecular function (GO): amino acid transmembrane transporter activity
Source: RefSeq, a predicted model, not a curated record
AUGUUACAGUUCAUCGACCUGUGUGAUGGCCUGGAUCUCCGUUAUGCGUUUGCAGUGCUCAGACUGACACCGGACAGUAGGACUUUUCUGAUGGAUGUCAGUGAGUUUGGCUGGAUUGAGACACUUCAUGUGAGGGUGAAGACCUGUGUGGAGGCUCUCUGGAUGAAACGCUUCCAUGCGGGCGCUGAGGAGAACCAAGGUCUGGUGGUGAGGGAUGAGCUGGCUCACACGUACGGAGACGUUUGCAGGUGUGACUCUCAGGCUUCCAGUCCUGAAAGUCAGGCUGCAUUUCGCACAGACGGUCCCUGUGAGGACGGCGCUCACAGCACACGGCCGAAAAUCACAACUUGGGAGGCGGAAGUGUCAUUUGAACUAUGUAUUUGUCUGAGGCAACUUGUUCUUUUGUUUUCUCAGGGUAUCUUUGUGCUGGGUCUGCCCUACGCCCUGCUGCAGAGCGGGUACAUGGGUCUGCUGUUGCUGGUGUUAGCUGCACUCAUCUGUAGCUACACCGGAAAGAUCCUGGUGUCCUGCCUGUACGAAGAGGACGAGAACGGACACUCGGUCCGUGUCAGACGCACCUAUGAGGACAUCGCUACCGCCUGCUGCAGACACAUCUGCCCUUACAUCGGGGGCAAGGUGGUGAACGCCGCGCAGGUGGUGGAACUGGUGAUGACGUGCAUCCUAUACUUGGUUGUCAGUAGUAACCUAAUGUGCCACAGCCUGUUUUUCCUGCCUCUGACCCCGGUGACCUGCUCUGCCAUCACCUUUCUCAUCCUGGUGCCCUGCAUGCUGAUCCGUGACCUGCGGGUGCUGUCGCGUCUGAGCCUCUUCUGCUCGCUGGUUCAGUUCCUCAUCACCUUCAUUGUGAUUGGCUACUGCCUCCGUCAGUCAUCGCAGUGGGCCAGUAGAAGGCUGAGUGCGGUAGUGGUGGACUUCGAUGGCUUCCAGGUUGCAGUGGGGGUGAUUAUCUUUAGCUACACAUCACAGAUUUAUCUGCCUACGCUGGAGGAGAGCAUGACCAACAGGCUAGACUUCAACAGCAUGAUAGACUGGACUCACAUUCUGGCCUGCGUACUGAAGACAGCGUUCUCUGUGGUGGCCUUCCUCACAUGGGGAGAGGAAACCAAAGAGGUGAUAACAGAUAACUUGCCCACUGCUUUGCGGAUGGUGGUCAACCUGUGUCUGCUGGCGAAGGCUCUCCUCUCGUACCCUCUGCCGUUCUACGCCGCAGCAGAGAUACUGCAGACGGGCGUCCUGAAACUAAACUCAUCUGCAGAAGGAUCAGAGCGGGGGACGCUGCUCCUGCGUGGAUCUCUCCUCCUCCUCACCCUCAUCAUGGCGCUGUGCGUGCCUCAUUUCUCCCUCCUCAUGGGCCUCACAGGCAGCGUGACCGGGGCGGCCAUGACUCUUCUGCUCCCAGCACUCUUCCACCUGCAGCUGAAAUGGACUCAGCUGGACGUGAGCCACAGGAUUCUGGACCUGCUGAUAUUACUGCUGGGCUGUUUCUGCAGCAUCUCAGGGGUUAUAUGUUCAAUCAAAGGAAUGAUAACAGCCUUUGAGGACAAAUAGAUAACAAAUCGUCCUCUCUGUCUGCGGUUCCAUUUGCUCUGGUUGGCGGUUUUUGGUUGUUAAUAAAGUUAAACGGAGCGGUGUCUGGAGGUUAAUGAGCCUGCUUUGCUUCCUUCCACAAAUCUGACUGUGAAAUGUUAUCUAGCGUCGAGUGUUGUUGUCAUAAUUCACCAUGUUCAUUGCUCAGGCACUUACCAGGCCAAUCAUGCAUGAAAAGUACACGAGAUCGUGUUCUACAGUGUGUUUAUUAUUCCCUCGUUGUCUCCGGAGCCCAGUAAACAACUUUUGACAGUCAGUUAACUUCAUGUAAAAAACAAAUCAUAAACAUACUGCUAGCAACUAAUAGGCUAUUAAAUUAUGAGCUUCUGAAACAGCA